Messenger RNA from Phytophthora sojae, 588 nucleotides. RefSeq lists its product as hypothetical. Gene Ontology annotation, molecular function: protein serine/threonine phosphatase activity. The transcript has 3 exons. Gene Ontology annotation, biological process: mitotic cell cycle; peptidyl-serine dephosphorylation. Bases 1 to 588 code for a protein of 195 amino acids. Gene Ontology annotation, cellular component: cytosol. Lineage: Eukaryota; Oomycota; Peronosporomycetes; Peronosporales; Peronosporaceae. The record is from RefSeq and is a predicted model, not a curated record.
AUGAGCUCCGCCGCGCCGUUCGAGCUGUCCAUCGACACGCUGGACGCGUGGUGCGAGAAGCUGCUGGGCUGCAACCCGCUGACGGAGAACGAGGUGCUGCAGCUGUGCGCCAAGGCCAAGGAGGUGCUCGUGCAGGAGUCCAACGUGCAGCCCGUGCGCUGCCCCGUGACGGUCUGCGGCGACGUGCACGGCCAGUUCCACGACCUCAUGGAGCUCUUCCGCAUCGGCGGCCACGCGCCCGACACCAACUAUCUAUUUAUGGGCGACUACGUGGACCGCGGCUACUACUCGGUCGAGACGGUGACGCUGCUCGUGUGCCUCAAGGACAUCUCGGACCAGUUCAACCACGCCAACGGCCUCACGCUCAUCGCGCGGGCGCACCAGCUCGUCAUGGAAGGCUACAACUGGUCGCACAAGUGCAACGUCGUGACCAUCUUCAGCGCGCCCAACUACUGCUACCGCUGCGGCAACGAGGCCGCCAUCAUGGAGGUGGACGAGCAGAUGCAGUACACAUUCUUGCAGUUCGACCCGGCACCGCGUCGUGGAGAGCCGCACGUGUCGCGCCGGACGCCCGACUAUUUUUUGUAG